This is a messenger RNA of Cyclopterus lumpus (lumpfish), 1297 nucleotides long. RefSeq names its product C2 calcium-dependent domain-containing protein 4C-like. The coding region runs from base 191 to 1255 and encodes 354 amino acids. The record is from RefSeq and is a predicted model, not a curated record. The transcript has 2 exons. NCBI's taxonomy places the organism in Eukaryota, Metazoa, Chordata, Actinopteri, Perciformes, Cyclopteridae.
CCUAAGCAGGUGAGGAAAAAAAAUACUUUUUACCAUUUUCCACUAACUUUAACUUUUUUUUAUAGUUCUUAAAAGGUGUGUUCUUGUUUGUUCUAUUCAUCUAAAUUAUAUUUUGUGUUCUUGUUGUCAUAGGACAAAAGUGUGGACUUUACAAAGGCAUCACAUUGUAUUAAAUUAUCAAAAAACAACAAUGUGGGUGUUUGAGAAGAUCAGGGAGAGCAUUCCCCUAGAGCUGAGUCGUUAUCUGGGGAAGAGUGAGGAGGAUAUCUUUCGGUCUUCUCAGGCCAGUCUCUCUCACCAUCUGCACAACAACAUUCUCACCCCAGAUAAGAUCCCAGAGUUCUGCCUGCCCCCCAGGCUUCGCAAGAGCAGCUCGCUGCUGGAAGCUGAGACGGUGUCUCCUUACCGGCACCGGCAGCACCAGAUGCCCAAGAGCAGCACUUCCUCAAACACUACAUAUGUAAAGACAAAGGACAUGAAGACGAAGAAUGGGGGUGCAUCAAUGGCUUGGAAAGCUACAAAAAAACCUUUGCCAUUCUCUGCAGAGGGGUAUGGCCUGGCUGGGAUAUAUGAGAGUCCCAACACUCGAAGGAAAGAGUCUCUGUUCCACUCAAAGUGCCCUGUUUACAUGUUUGAUAGAAGCCUUCCUACUGCAGCACCCAGACUAGCAGAGGCGACAAACCUCCCCAAGAAAACUUUAUCUGUUUUUUUCCCUCUGUUUUCAUCCAAGAGCCUUUCAGAGAUAGGAAGCACAGGAAGUGAAAUACCUUCUUCGAGUGACUUCUCUACCCUUAGUUCCCCUUAUAGUAUGUUCGGCAUUGCCAGGACAUACUUCAGCAUGAGCAUGUUCUUUCUUUGCAGGGUCGGGGUAAGGUUCAUCUCUUCGCUGAGCACAGCACAUUCUCCACUAGCACGUGUCCAUCCACACACCACAGUCAGAGUCCUUGUGGUGUCUGUGGAAGGUCUAUGGGAUGAUAGUGACCGACGUACCCUGAACUGUGCAGUACAUCUGUGUCUGACCCCAGGGAAGCUUCAGCAACAGGAGAGCGCCACCAUCAGGAACUGUCGCAGCCCUGUGUUUAAUGAAAAUUUCUUCUUUACAGAGCUCACGAGGGAGGAUCUGCUGAAACUGCAGCUCUGGUUAAAAGUGAUGUACAAACCUACAACUGGAAUAUUGGGGAGAGGGACAGUGAUUGGAGCGACCACCAAACCACUGUCUCAGUUACUGUCUCUUAAAAAAUGGGCUAAGGAAUAACUCAUUGUGUCUAGUCUAAUGGGAAGAUAGCACAUGAUAUGU